GUCGUAGUUGUAGUAGUUGGAUGUUCAACGGAUUUGAUGGAUUCAUAGAGCCAUGGGUUGGCGGAAAACCACCCAAUGUCACGUCAAACAAUCUUGCCUUUGUUCUGGGUAAUGGUGAGUUUGAUGUUUGGGUAGCAAAUAAUAGAGGAACUGCGUACUCAAGGAACCACACUCGGCUCAAUCCAAAUACAGAUUCAGAGUUUUGGGACUAUUCAUUUGCUGAUAUGGGCAAAUAUGAUGUUCCAGCAAUGGUUAAUUAUGUUAUUGAUAAAACUGAAUAUGAUAAAAUUGUAUACAUUGGUUUUUCACGAGGAACUGAGCAAAUUUUCAUUCAAUUAGCUGAGAAUCCCUCUUUCGCUGAUAAACUUUACUUGAAUAUAAACCUUGCACCAAUAGCUUUCCGAGGUAGUCCUAAAGGUAUUUCUGGUCUUGUACCGAGUUCAAGGCCUGCUUUUCUGGCUCAGGCAAGUUACGUUGGUCCUAUUCCACCAUUUUUAGCUGAAUUUGAUGCUGGACUUACUUUAUUUUGCUCAAUUCCAAUAUUGAAACAAAUUUGUAUCGAAGUUUACAGUAAAUAUUUCGGACCAGAUCGACCAAUGAUUGAUGAAGGACGAUUCCAAGUUUUAACAAGUCUUAUUGAUGCAACUUCAAACAAAGAUAAUUUACAUACCCGACAAGCGGUCUAUUAUGAUCAGAUUCGUAAAUUCGAUUAUGGUAACAAAAUGAACCUUGAAUUGUAUGGUUCUGAUGAGCCACCCAAGUAUCCAUUUGAAAAUAUACCAACGUACAAUUUGGUUCUCAUUAGUGGACAAAAUGAUUAUUUAGCUACACCAGAAAACGUUCAAAAGUUAAGGAAUAUUUUAAAUGGCACAGCUUUGGUCGAUUACAUGAUACCAUACUCUAAAUGGUCACAUACUGACUUCAUCUUUGGCAAUCAGGCUUAUAAAUACUCACAUUCAGUCAUUGUGAAAAUAAUGCGAGAUUAUUUCUCUCAACAAUCUGGAUAACACGACGAUGGUUAACAUGCUUAUUCAAAUGCUUAUUCAAAUCGCAGCCCUAAUUAUUCAAAAUGUUUAAUGCAAUCUGUGGGAAUAUCUCGAGCACUUUACAUUCAAACAUCAAGUUGAGUUUGUAGUCAAGUGGAACUCAUAACCUUGAUACUCAAUAAUUAUGAUGCCUCAAUCUUUCAGAGGUUGCACUCUGAUUAUAAACUAAUGUGUAAAGUUCUCGAAUUGUUCCUCGAAAUAAAUUUACAGAUCAUAAAA
Molecule: messenger RNA, 1265 nt
Organism: Tetranychus urticae (two-spotted spider mite)
Lineage: Eukaryota; Metazoa; Arthropoda; Arachnida; Trombidiformes; Tetranychidae
Product: lipase 3
Source: RefSeq, a predicted model, not a curated record